Molecule: messenger RNA, 1199 nt
Organism: Vidua chalybeata
Lineage: Eukaryota; Metazoa; Chordata; Aves; Passeriformes; Viduidae
Gene: MRPL10
Product: mitochondrial ribosomal protein L10
Exons: 5
Coding region: 36-800 (254 amino acids)
Biological process (GO): translation
Cellular component (GO): mitochondrial large ribosomal subunit
Molecular function (GO): structural constituent of ribosome
Source: RefSeq, a predicted model, not a curated record
GCCUUCCCACAAACCCUUGCGCGGUCGCGGCCAAGAUGGCGGCGCUGGGAAGCGGCGGGACGCGAUGGCGGCGGGCCUGGCUGCCCGCCCUGCAGCUGCUGCGGCGCGGCUCCAAGGCGGUGACGCGGCACUGGAAGGCCGUGCCCUUCCCGCGGCAGAAGCUGCUGGCCCUGACCGAGUACCUGCCCCCGCGGCCGGCCCUGCCCCCGCGCUGCCUGCCCCGCCUCGCCCCCCGGGCGCGCCAGGAGGACGGCUACGCGCGGGUGCUGCGGGGCCAGCUGGAGGACACGCUGCGUGCCAGCCGCAUGGUGGCCGUGUGCCACUACAACUCCAUGGCGGACGAGGACGUGGCCACGCUGCGGCACUUCCUGCGCCGGCACGACAUCCACGUCAAGUUCGUCCUCAACGAGGUUGCCCGGCCGGUGCUGGCGCAGUCCAAGCUCCGGAACCUGCUGCCGCUGUUCGUGUGCCGGAACAUCCUGCUGGUGAGCCCGGAGCCGCGGGCCAGGGAGAUGCUGCGAGUGCUCAAGGGGGUGCCACAGGUCAACCUGCUGGGCGCCUGCAUCGACGACACGAUCCUGAGCCGCCAGGGGGUGGAGAACUUCGCCCGGCUGCCGUCCCUGGAGGUGUCCCAGGGGCAGACGGUGGCAGCCCUGUCCCUGCUGUCCUCCCAGACCUCGUCCCUGCUCCAGCGGGGUCCCGCUCACCUCACGGCGCUCCUGGACGAGCACAUCCGGCGGCUGCGGGACACCGGCGGAGCCACGGAGCCUCCCCCGGGCCAGAGCGCCGGGAGUCGCUGAUGCUGGAAACUGGGAACCAGUUCCUUGCCUGGCCGUGGGGAACGGGGAGCCCCCCCCCUGGAUGAGGGAUUCAAGGAUCAUGGACACAAUUCCCAUGGAAUUCUCCAGCUCCACAGAGUGGGGGGGUCAGGGACUGGAGGUUUGACUCUGAGGGUUUUGUGCCCCCAGUCCCGACAGGGAGUCGUGGCCAUUCCCUUGUGCUCCCUUGGGAUCAUCCCAGCAGCGUUCCAGCUGUGGUCAGGGAUCUCUGGGAUCAGCCAGAGGAGGAGGAGGAGCACGGGAUGGACCCUCCAGAGGGGAUUUUGGGCACUCCAAGCCCCGUGCCUUCGGAAUGGGGGUGUGCUGUAACACUGAUCCCACUUGGGAUCGCUGUCCUGUCCAUUAAAGUGUCUGUGUGGA